Saccharomyces mikatae IFO 1815 is the source of this 2199-nucleotide messenger RNA. It is a transcript of the gene ROG3, whose product is annotated as Rog3p. The transcript has a single exon. Gene Ontology annotation, molecular function: protein-macromolecule adaptor activity; ubiquitin protein ligase binding. Gene Ontology annotation, biological process: ubiquitin-dependent endocytosis. Lineage: Eukaryota; Fungi; Ascomycota; Saccharomycetes; Saccharomycetales; Saccharomycetaceae. The coding region runs from base 1 to 2199 and encodes 732 amino acids. The record is from RefSeq and is a predicted model, not a curated record. Gene Ontology annotation, cellular component: cytoplasm; cytosol; plasma membrane.
AUGGGCUUCAGUAAUAGUAAAUCAACUAAGAAGCCUUUGCUUUUCGAUAUUAGACUUAAAAAUGUUGACAACGAUGUAAUUUUACUUAAAGGUCCACCACACGAAGCUCCCUCAGUGCUUUUAUCUGGCUGCAUUGUGUUAUCCAUCAAUGAGCCCAUGCAGAUCAAAAGUAUAUCAUUGAGACUUUUUGGGAAGAUACAAAUAGAUGUACCAUUGGAAAAACGUCAGGAAACUAAUUCUUCGUCACUGUCUUCACCUCCGCCGAAGGUUAGAAAGUACAACAAAGUUUUUUACAGUCAUGCAUGGGAUAACGUUAACCUCAAGGAAUAUCUCAGUGGUUCAAAAGGGCAAGCUGGUUCCGUGGGCAGCAGUUCGUCAAGUAAUAUCUUGGGCAUUCACCAACGAGCUCAGUCCACAAGUUCCUUGAAGUCUUUAAAGGGUUCCUCCAGGCCCACAUCAUAUACUCUAGAUAAGGGAAACUACGAUUUUCCAUUUAGUGCCAUUUUGCCUGGAUCGUUACCAGAGAGUGUAGAAUCUUUGCCAAAUUGCUUCGUGACAUAUAGCAUGGAAUCCGUUAUUGAACGUAGCAAACACUAUAGUGAUUUGAUUUGUAGGAAAAAUAUGAGAGUUUUAAGAACCAUCUCACCUGCUGCGGUAGAGUUAUCAGAAACCGUCUGUGUAGAUAACUCAUGGCCCAACAAAGUGGACUAUUCUAUUUCAGUGCCCAACAAAGCCAUAGCCAUUGGUUCAGCCACCCCUAUCAAUAUUUCGAUCGUCCCUCUUUCGAAAGGUUUAAAACUAGGCUCAAUCAGAGUCGUAUUGUUUGAAAAAUAUCAGUACUGUGAUCCUUUUCCUCCAGUAAUUUCUGAAGAUAGACAGGUGACAGAGCUAACACUUGAAAAUCCUUUGUACAGGUCAUCUGAAGAAUUCAACGUUGAUGGUAACUAUGUAGAUAACCCUUUUUUUGAGGCCGAUCAUUCAUUCCAAGAUAAGUGGGAAAUUGAUACUAUCUUACAAAUCCCAAGUAGUUUAUCAAAUUGUGUUCAAGAUUGCGACAUCCGUUCUAACAUUAAGGUUCGCCAUAAGCUUAAAUUUUUCAUCAUGCUGAUUAACCCAGAUGGUCACAAGUCUGAGUUAAGAGCGUCUUUACCCAUUCAACUUUUUAUUUCGCCAUUUGUUGCACUUUCGGUCAAACCUUUAUCAUCAUCCAAUCUAUAUUCACUGUCUGGUGCUACUAACCAAAAAGAUGAAAACAUGCUACAAGAAGAUGAAGAGGAAUAUCUGUUUUCUAGAUCUGCAUCCGUCACAGGGUUAGAAUUAAUGGCAGACAUGCGUAAUGGCACUGCUGUUCCUACUAUUUCAGACCUAAUGACACCUCCAAAUUACGAAAUGCAUGUAUAUGAUCGCCUUUACAGUGGCUCUUUUAAUCAUGCACCUGCUGAAACAUCUGGAGCAUGUACUCCUUUGGAGAGCGAAUGUUCGGCUACAGAGGAUCAAGAGCAGGAUCUAGAAGAUUUGCGUAUAAGAUUAACGAAAAUUAGAGAUCAACGUGAAAACCUGGGGCUACCAGUAUCUGCCUCUUCUGCUGCCGUCUCUAGGUCGCUAUCCCCACUUUUAAAUGUUCCGGAACAAGAAGGUGGGUUGGAUAGAAGCUCACCUCAGAGUUCUAUUGGCCUCAAUAAUAGCUCAGCGUCAGUGGCACAUAAUAAUGUAUCACCCAUUUUGCUUUCAAGGUCCCCAGCAGCAAGUGUUUCAGUCCAUGAGGUACUACCGGUACCCUCGGGUUUAAGUUAUCUGGAGAUCCAAAACAUGAACAAGGUUCCAUCGUAUGGUAAGGCAAUGAAAUAUGAUAUCAUUGGUGGGGACUUGCCUCCCACCUACCCUUGUGCGAUACAAAACGUACAACCAAGAAAGCCCAGUAGAGUGCAUUCUAGGAAUUCUUCGGCGACAUUAUCAUCCUCUAUACCAACUAGUUUCCAUUCUUCUAGUUUUUUGAGCAGCGCAGCUUCUCCUAUCUCGAUAAUUAAUGGUUCCAGAAGUAGUUCCAGCGGGGUGUCUCUUAACACACUCAAUGAGUUAACGUCGAAAACGUCAAAUAAUCCAUCCAGUAGUAGUAUUAAGAGGUCACCCACGAGGCAAAGAGCUAGUUCUCUGGCUGGACUUAUGGGAGGGUUUUUAUCAAAGGGUAAUAAAAGAUAG